UGGCUGGUCCCUCGGUUAGGAUGAGAGGAGAAGAAGAAGUUGAUCAGAGAUUUUGAUGAAAAGCAGCAGGAAGCAAAUGAAACGCUAGCAGAGAUGGAGGAGGAACUACGGUAUGCACCCCUGUCUUUCCGUAACCCCAUGAUGUCUAAGCUGCGAAACUACCGGAAGGACCUUGCCAAACUGCAUCGGGAGGUGAGAAGCACACCUUUGACAGCCAUCCCUGGGGGCCGAGGAGACAUGAAGUACGGCACAUAUGCUGUGGAGAAUGAGCAUAUGAAUCGACUGCAGUUUCAGAGGGCACUGCUUCUGCAAGGCACUGAAAGCCUCAACCGGGCCACCCAGAGUAUUGAGCGGUCUCAUCGGAUUGCCACAGAAACUGACCAGAUUGGCUCGGAAAUCAUAGAAGAGCUGGGGGAACAGCGAGACCAGCUGGAACGCACCAAGAGCAGACUGGUAAACACAAGUGAAAACUUGAGCAAAAGUCGAAAGAUUCUCCGUUCAAUGUCCAGAAAAGUGACAACCAACAAGCUGCUGCUUUCCAUCGUCAUCUUACUGGAGCUCAUCAUCCUGGGAGGCUUGGUUUAUUACAAGUUCUUUCGCAAGCAUUGAACUUCUAGGAAGGGCGCUGUGGACCAGAACGUUGACCCUGUGGAUGAAUGGUAUUAGACAGGAUAUGGAACAAGCGUGAUGCUGCUGUGGGCUGAACAUGCGGCGCUGUGUAGCCAACUGUGGGAGGGGGGGGGGCAGACAGAAAAUCACAUAAAUGUGAAGGAAGGACAACAAGACCAUUAUGAUAUACCAAGGUAAUAAAUGUUUAUGAUUUCUUCA
Fukomys damarensis (Damara mole-rat) is the source of this 828-nucleotide messenger RNA. It is a transcript of the gene Vti1b, whose product is annotated as vesicle transport through interaction with t-SNAREs 1B. Gene Ontology annotation, biological process: intra-Golgi vesicle-mediated transport; intracellular protein transport; retrograde transport, endosome to Golgi. The transcript has 6 exons. The coding region runs from base 94 to 609 and encodes 171 amino acids. The record is from RefSeq and is a predicted model, not a curated record. Gene Ontology annotation, molecular function: SNAP receptor activity; SNARE binding. NCBI's taxonomy places the organism in Eukaryota, Metazoa, Chordata, Mammalia, Rodentia, Bathyergidae. Gene Ontology annotation, cellular component: late endosome membrane; endoplasmic reticulum membrane; Golgi apparatus.